Messenger RNA from Ictalurus punctatus (channel catfish), 2566 nucleotides. RefSeq names its product dehydrogenase/reductase 12-like a (gene dhrs12la). The record is from RefSeq and is a predicted model, not a curated record. The transcript is spliced from 11 exons. Lineage: Eukaryota; Metazoa; Chordata; Actinopteri; Siluriformes; Ictaluridae. The coding region runs from base 764 to 1726 and encodes 320 amino acids.
AAUGGGGGAAAUAAGUAUUGAAUGAGUCAAAAUUUCAGUAAAUAUAUUCACAUUAAAUUUCAGUAAAUAUAUUCACAAAUUUUUACCAGACUUUGGUAUUAACUCAAGAAAUCCACACAUAUUUUCAGUAUAGUACAAAGCACCAAUAAAAAAAAUAAAUCCAUGACAAUGAAUUGACCCAUAUAUCUAGAACCUUUUCACAGGCUAAUGAACCCUGUAGGGUUCUUUUGAUUGAACCCUUAAAAAAGGGUUCUAUAUAAUACCUUUUAGGGGUUCAAAAUAUGAAAUGCCCAAGAUAAUUUAGAAUCCAUAGAGAAUAUAAUCUAUAUAGAACCGUUACUUCUAAGAGUGUAUAAUAACCUCCACUCUUCUGGAAAGGCUUUCCACUAGAUUUUGUAUCAUGAAUUUCAUCCAUUCAGCCACAAGAGCAUUAGUGUUGUCAGACAGUGAUGUCGGGCGUGGAGGCCUGGGGUGCGGUCUUCGUUCCAGUUCAUCCAUUCAGUGGAGAUGAGGUCAGGGCUUUGUGCGGCCACUGCACAACAGGAAAACAGGACUCAGUAAUCGACAUCAUUUUGGGGGAAUGUCUAAUUCAGCACUGGACGGCGGCUGAUGAUAAAUGGUUUCCGUCCUGUGCGCGUUUCCAUGCGCGCUCAUGUGAAGACCCUUUAAAAGGGCAGCGGGCGCAGGCUGUCACAGCGAGGGACUGACAGACAGACAGACAGACAGACAGACAACUAAUCACCGGAUUGCGUUGUUAUUGACCAUGUCUCUGUACCGUAACUCGGCGUGGUUCUUCAAAGGAUUCAUCGAAUUUACCAAGGGAGCAUUUGACUCUGCAUCGAAACACUUUAUAGAAAAAGAUGUAGAAGUGUCUGUGGCAGGCCGAUCUUUCUUGAUCACUGGAGCUAACAGUGGCAUUGGCAAAGCAGUGGCCAUGGCCAUUGCUAAAAAAGGUGGGACAAUCCACAUGGUAUGCAGAAACAAGGACAAGGCUGAGGAAACCAGAGCUGAGAUUAUCAAGGAGUCUGGAAACAAAGAGGUCUAUGUGCACAUCCUGGACCUAUGUGAGACCAGGAAGGUAUGGGAGUUUGCAGAGGCAUUCAAAAAAAGAUACAAAACCCUUAAUGUACUGAUCAAUAAUGCAGGUUGUAUGAUGACUAAGAGAGAAGUGAAUGCAGAGGGCUUUGAGAAGAGUUUUGCCAGUAACUCACUUGCCAUGUACAUUCUCAUCAAGAGCCUAAUUCCCAUGUUGGAAAAGAGCCCUGACCCCAGAGUGAUCACAGUGACAUCUGGGGGGAUGUUGGUGCAGAAACUACGCACAGGAAAUCUGCAGUCCCAGAUAGGCAGAUAUGAUGGCACCAUGGUGUAUGCCCAAAACAAGAGGCAGCAAGUGGUGAUGACAGAACAGUUUGCUAAAGCUCACACCAGCAUCCACUUCUCAGUAAUGCACCCUGGUUGGGUGGACACAUCAAUGAUUGCAAAUGCCAUGCCUGACUUUUACCGGUCAAUGAAGGAGCGUUUGCGAACACCCGAACAGGGGGCCGACACUGUGGUGUGGCUCGCAGUGUCUGAGGCUGCUGUCACAAAUCCCAGUGGAAGAUUCUUCCAAGAUCGGAGAAUGGUAUCAGCCCAUCUGCCACUGGCCUGGACACACAGUUCCCAACUAGAAGAUGAGAAGUUCAUGAGUGUCAUGGAGGAGAUAGCAAAAAGUUUCCAACCUCAUUGAACAUUCAAACAGAAACAGGUUAUUAGAAUCUGAGCUAGCUCACAAAGAGCACUUCAACACACAUUUUGGCCAAAUACACACAACACAGAGAGUACAGUUUCUCUGAAAUACAUACAGUGCCAUUUAAGUAACAUGUACACACAUUAUGCAGAUUAGGUAAGAAAACAGAAACAGAACUAAACAUUUUAAUACAUCUAGAAAUUUAUCAGAUUAACACAGGGAAAUAUAUUAGCUAACUGAUAAUAUCUUUAGCAUUAAUGUUGGGUUUCCAACCGGACUUACUCAUUGUAAAUAUGAAGUCAUUAAUUUCAGGGUGCAAAACAGAUGGCAAACAUAUAGAAUGUUUCCAGUAAACAUAUGACAUACAUCCAUUUGCAUUCAUAUUAAAACCUUUUGUCCAUGUUGGUACCGAAUUUGUUUCCAGCCUUUUAUACCAUCUCAUUGGUCUAACCAUGGGUUUCCAGUUGCGUACAGUGACUUUAGAUGAUCUGGUCGACCAGGUGGGAACCUGCUCAGACCAAAAUCACUGUCUCUCAUUCUUUACCCAGUUACCCAGUGACCUGGUCUCUGGUACAUUCUGUCUGAAAAGGUGCAGUAUCUGGAUGUGCAGGAUGUUUCAACAAUGAUGCCUAAUAUGCAAAAUUAGUAAUGUAAUUUUUUAUUGUUUCACUACGUGUAAUCAGCAAGUAACUGAACUAAAUAGGUGUUCAUUGUAACUGAACCUGUGAACUGUUCUGUUAUAUGGUCCAUGUUUAUGCAUAAUUAAUAAAUGCCUACAUGAAUAAAUCUGGUAUUACAAUGGGUGUGAGAGAUAAUGGAAAAUAAACAAGUGGAAUUGAU